Aspergillus sclerotioniger CBS 115572 is the source of this 1989-nucleotide messenger RNA. RefSeq names its product FMN-linked oxidoreductase. The coding region runs from base 1 to 1989 and encodes 662 amino acids. The transcript has 4 exons. Gene Ontology annotation, molecular function: oxidoreductase activity; FMN binding. The record is from RefSeq and is a predicted model, not a curated record. NCBI's taxonomy places the organism in Eukaryota, Fungi, Ascomycota, Eurotiomycetes, Eurotiales, Aspergillaceae.
AUGUCCCAUUUGAACAUUGCCCAGCCUCUUACCCUGAGAUGUGGCCUGACACUCCCCAAUCGGGUGGUCAAGGCCGCCAUGGCCGAAGGCCUAGCCGACAAAGAUCUUCUACCGGGCAGUAAAGAUUGUCUAAACGUGUACGGUGAAUGGUCCAAAGGCGGCUGGGGGCUCGUCAUCUCCGGCAAUGUGCAAGUUGACCCUGAGCACCUGGGAGGCCCCGGUGACUUCGCCGUCAACGCCAGCCUUCCCGAAUCCCGGGUCCUUGCUGCCUUUACGGCGUGGGCCAGUGCUUCCCAGCGUCAUGGCACGAAGGCUGUUGUGCAACUCUGCCACCCAGGCCGCCAGAUCGCCUUCAACCGGGGCACUGUCGCCCCUAGUGCCGUCCCCAUGGACCUGGGGGACGCAAUCGUACCGCGCCUCCUCAACGCUCUUGUCUUUGGCACCCCGCGCGAAAUGACCGUUCAGCAGAUCCAAGACACCGUCCGUCGCUUCGCUGAGGCCGCACGUGUGAUGGCUGCAGCUGGCUUUGCGGGCGUCGAGCUACACGCCGCCCACGGUUACCUCCUCACGCAGUUUUUGUCGCGCAAGUCCAAUUUGCGGGAAGACGAAUACGGCGGGGACCCCGUGGGGCGCGCCCGGAUUGUCGUGGAGAUUCUUCAGGCCAUCCGAGCCGCUGUGCCCACCGGGUUCUGCGUGGGAAUCAAGCUCAACUCGGUGGACGUGGGCAGUGCGGUCGAAAUGGGAGACUGCAUCCAGCAGCUGCGGGCGAUCACCGAAGCCGGCACUGAUUUCCUCGAGGUGAGUGGUGGGAGCUUCGAGGAUCCAAGUUUCAGCACGGGGUUGGUGGCGGAGCGGAAAAAGGCGAGCACGCUGGCCCGCGAGGCCUUUUUUGUCGACUUUGCGCAGGCGGUGCGCGCCGAGUUUCCCCAUCUGCCGCUCCUGCUGACGGGGGGGUUCCGCUCACGUCGGGCCAUGGAAGCCGCCGUCAAGGAGGCCAGCUGUGAUCUUGUUGGGCUGGCCAGGCCAUCGGUGAUGGAUCCGUUGCUGCCACGUACCGUGUUGCUGAAUCGGCAGGUUUCGGAGGAGGAUGCAAUGGUGGAGGUGAAAAGAGUGCCCGGUAGCCCCCUGGCCAAAAGGCUCGGGGUGAAGCUAAUUGGCGUCGGUCCGGAGAGGGACUGGUACACGGAGCGUCUUCAACGGAUUGGCGCCAUCAAGAGCUCGAUCGUGGUCACUGGCACGGCCCCCGCCCUCGAUACUGCAAUUGUCCGCAGCAUGUUCCGCCGGCCUAACCUGGCCAGGAACACCUACGGACUGUACGUCACGGCGCCUGGGGCCGAGACUCACCUGAGGGAAGGCCUCGAGGCCAGCGGGGGUUACCAUGAGAUCCUGACGCCCGGCUACACAGACCUCGCUGGGGCUCGUCGAGUGGCAGACAGCAUCAAUCAACGGGUCGCUAUCGGAUCGUUGCCGUCAAUUCAAGCCUUGGUGCUUCACGAGAAAGACGAGGCGACGGCUUUUCUGUUAAGUCUUCUGUUGCUGCAAAGCAUCGAACCGGAUCGCGGCCGGAUCAUAGUGGUAAAUCAUAAGAGUCGGCGGGCGAAAGACUCUGACACCAUGCUCUGGUGCAGUGAGUUGUCCGAGCGUCUGGCGGUGGAUCCUGCACUGUCUAACAUCACGGUGGCCGUGGUGGACCAGGCGUGCGAGCCAGUCCACUGGUUCGAACAGACACUGCUGGCAAAGGUCCUCAUGUGGCUGGUGUCCACCUUGGUAAUGCUACUAUGGCCUGGCACAGAGACUGGGGCCAUUCGACGGUCAUCAGACGAGGUGGUGCGGGUGCUGGCCGACGAUAGAAACGGGGUUUGGCUGAGUAGCAGGGCUGUGUCGGGAUCCGAUGUCGUAGAUGUCAAACAAAGGAGAGAAGCGUGGCGCAACUACUUGGUGACAGCCAAGGUUAAGCAGGGAGAUACGGCUUUAGCGAAGUGGCAGUGA